Molecule: messenger RNA, 1801 nt
Organism: Polyodon spathula (Mississippi paddlefish)
Lineage: Eukaryota; Metazoa; Chordata; Actinopteri; Acipenseriformes; Polyodontidae
Product: probable assembly chaperone of rpl4
Exons: 11
Coding region: 140-1342 (400 amino acids)
Biological process (GO): cell division
Molecular function (GO): protein binding
Source: RefSeq, a predicted model, not a curated record
GAGUGAUGGAGUUUUGUCCGAAAAAGGUUUCCGUAGCAGCUGAAGACUAGUGUAGCACACGUUGUUUUACUAACUGGGGGGCUUGGUUGUAUUUUGUUAAUUUAUGUUUUUGGGGCCUACGUAGUAAAUACAAUACAUAAUGGGUGGGCAAUCUAAAAGUAAAAAGUCAAACAAGUCCACAAGGAAACAAAACAACAGGGGCCAAGGGUUAUCUGGACAGGAAAGAAUGAAACUCAAGAUGCAAGAAAAGGCAAAGAAGAAAACUGCAGAGAAAUACAGUGUGGAACAGUUACUGGAAAAGACUGAGGAGUACAUGGACAACUUUGACUUUGAAAUGGCACAAUUGUUUUGUCAGCGUGCCUUGGAUCUGGAGCCCACCAAUCUUAACGUUUUGGAUAUGCUUGGAAACAUUUGUGCAGAGCUUGGAAAUGAAGAAAAAGCCAAACAAGUGUUUUUAAGGGCAGUGGAGCUUAGUCCUGACGAGGGACACAGCAAGUACAUGUAUCUGGGACAGAUCCACAGUGGGGUGGAAGCAGUGCAGUAUUUCAGCAAAGGUGUUGAGGCUAUGCUUAACGCUCUUGAAAAACAAACACCAGCUGCAGCUGCAGCAGCAAUUUCCCUUGAUGACCCUGAAGUGACAAACAAGGACGUCUCGGUGGCUUUUUGUUCCAUUGCUGAAAUUUUCUUCACUGACCUCUGCAUGGAUGAUGGUGCAGCAGAGAAAUGUAAAGAAGCCAUUGACAAAGCUUUGCAGUAUGACCCAGACAACCCUGAAGCAUUGCAGCUGAUGGCCAGUUAUCUAUUCAGUAUAGAAAAAACGCAGGAAGGAAAAGAGUUUCUAAUGAGAAGUCUUGCAGCAUGGCUUCCCAGCUUGCAGAAGAAGACAGACCAGACAGCACGUGAAAAGCAAGACGAUGGGGUGCAGGAUGGCGAGAGCCUGGAGAACAUGUUUCCUCCAUAUGAAUCCAGAAUAACUACAACCAAGCUACUGAUUGAAGCUGAAGAAUAUGAGCUUGCCACAGAGAUACUUGAAAGUCUGUUAGAAGAGGAUGAUGAAGUUGUCCAAGUUUGGUAUCUGUUUGGCUGGGUUUGUUAUCUUCAAGUGGAGAAGCCUGAGGAGACUGAAGCCUUCAAGGACUCUGCCAGAACAUAUCUAACAAAAGCCAAAAAGCUGUAUAUGAAGGUGAAAUGUGAUGACACCCCGAUGCUGGAGCACAUGGAACAACUACUGGCCGAGCUGGGGCCUGGAGAGGACCUCCUGGACUCGGAGGAGGACCUUCCUGCAGAGAACAUUGAUGACGACUUUGUGGAGAGCAGCGACAAUGAGGCCAUGGAACAGUAAAGCAGUGUAGACCACUGGUUAAGACCUAAUAAAUAUAUUUUAUCAAAAAAAAAGAAACAUUGCAAUACAGUUUGAUGAGCAUUAGCAGUUUCCCAUUUGUGACUUUACUGUCUGAGACACCAUCAUUGCCACAAGCAAAUUUACUAAAACAAUGGUUAGAAUAUUGUUAUGCAAUUCCUAGCUUCAGAAAUUUACCCCCCUUUGUUGUGCACAUUAACUUUAUGUGCUUUGCCAUUUUAUGCUAAAUAAUGCAUAACAGAGUUUGUACAGAUAGACCUGCUCUUUUGUCAAAACAAAUCAUAUAUUGUCAUUAAUGUACAAAUAUUUUACCCCUUGGGAUACACUGUUCAUAAGUGUGUUGACUGUUUUUACAAUCAGUGAAGAAAAAGGUGACAUAUCCCAAGCUCAACUUCCCAUGUUUGUGUAACUAUCAUCCAUAAAUAAAUGUUUUUUUUUUUU